AUGGUAGGAGCAGCCGCAUUGCCCCUAUUCAUCCUUCUCUUCAUCUCAUUAACAGAAUCAAAGCUCACCACCAACUAUUACCAGAAGACUUGCCCUCAAAUGGAGCAGAUCAUUGAAGACAUCGUCAUCACCAAGCAGAUCAACAACCCCUCUACCGCUGCUGGCACCCUCCGCCUCUUCUUUCACGACUGUAUGGUCGACGGCUGCGAUGCCUCCGUCAUCAUCACCUCCACCCCCUCCAAUAAAGCCGAGCGCGACCACGACCUCAACCUCUCCCUCUCCGGCGACGCUUUCGACGUCAUUGUCCGCGCCAAAACCGCCCUCGAACUUUCCUGCCCUGGCAUCGUCUCCUGCGCCGACAUCCUUGCCCUCACAACCCGCAACCUCGUCAGCAUGGUUGGAGGGCCUCGCUACGAAGUCCGCCUCGGCCGUAAAGACGGCUUCGUUUCCCUCGCUUCCCACGCCGACGGUAACCUCUUGCAUUCCACCGCCACCGUCUCCGAACAGAUCGACCUUCUCGUCUCCAAGGGAUUUUCCGUACAGGAAAUGGUUGCCCUUAUCGGUGCCCACACCAUCGGUUUCGCCCACUGCAAGGAGUUUGCACAGCGCAUAUUCAACUACAGCAAGGACUCCCAGACAGAUCCGACCCUGAACCCACGCUUCGCCGUGGGUCUCCGCAACGCCUGCGCCAACUAUGAGAAGAAUCCCACCAUGGCCAUCUUCUUCGACAUCAUCUCCCCCGGUAAGUUCGACAACAUGUACUUCCAGAACAUGCCGAGGGGGCUGACCCUGCUCCAAUCGGACAACGCUUUAUUGCUAGACCCUAGAACUAGGCCCUUCGUAUUGAAGUAUGCCUCCGACCAGGUCGCCUUCUUCAAUGAUUUCUCCCAUGCCAUGCAGAAGCUCAGCAUCCUUCAUGUCAAGACUGGUCAUGAGGGAGAGGUCCGUCGCAGAUGCGAUUCCUUCAACAACAUUACGAGUUAGCAGAGAUGAGAUUGAUGAAACUC
Telopea speciosissima is the source of this 1007-nucleotide messenger RNA. Its product is annotated as peroxidase 41-like. The record is from RefSeq and is a predicted model, not a curated record. Gene Ontology annotation, molecular function: heme binding; peroxidase activity. NCBI's taxonomy places the organism in Eukaryota, Viridiplantae, Streptophyta, Magnoliopsida, Proteales, Proteaceae. Gene Ontology annotation, biological process: hydrogen peroxide catabolic process; response to oxidative stress. Bases 1 to 984 code for a protein of 327 amino acids. The transcript has a single exon.